Messenger RNA from Cylindrotheca closterium, 1182 nucleotides. The record is from the annotation of a GenBank genome assembly. Lineage: Eukaryota; Bacillariophyta; Bacillariophyceae; Bacillariales; Bacillariaceae.
AUGAGUAUCUUCACUGGGGAUGUCAUUGCUAUGUACCCAAGCAUCAAUCUUGAUGAUGCCUUUGAACGGAUUGAAGAAUUCUUACACCAUUCUUCCCUCUGUGCUAAUGUUGAUGCAGGCGCCGUCAUGCACGCCCUGCGCCUCAUCAUGAAACGAAAUUGUUUUCGAUUUGGGGACACAUAUUGGCUUCAAAAAGAUGGCACUGCAAUGGGCACUCCACCUGCGCCCUCUUUUGCUACUCUCUACUACGGCAUUUUUGAACUUGACCUCAUUGAGCAAUUCGGAUCUUCUUUACACUACCUCCGUCGAUACAUUGAUGAUCAGUUUGGCAUCUGGAUCCAUGACCCAGACCCAGUCGUCGAUCAGCACCAAUGGGAAGCAUUUAAACAGCGUCAAGAAACUUAUUGCUCCCUUUCCUGGGAAUUCUCUCCACUGUCUAAAACAGCCAAUUUCCUAGAUGUUACUCUGGAUGUGGAACAGUUCCACAUCAACUUCAAGCUCUACGAAAAGCCUCUGAAUCUUCACCUGUACAUCCCUCCGAACUCUGCUCACACCCCUGCCGUCCGAAUGGGCCUUGUUACAGGUGGAAUCUACCGCAUUCUUCAGCUUACUACUCGAGACUGUGACAAAAAGGACUCCCUGUCCAAGUUCCACUCCCAUCUCUUUGCCCGUGGAUACAAACUUCCUUUCCUCAAGUUUGCCUUUGAAAAAGCUCUCAUUCAAUUUUCAAAGCCACGGGAAAAGAAAUCAAAAGAUUCAACGCGCGACUACAUUCUUUUACAUCUACCUUUCCACCCUCGUGAUCCUCCUCGGCACUCCCUUCAACAGGCCUUUCAUGCACACAUGCUCCGCCCACAAACAAAACACCGAUUGUUUGGUCGAGCUUGUGAUCAUAGCCAAGCUUGGCACAGAACUUAUUCAUGGAAUGGCUGGGAUGCCUUCAUUCAAAAAGAUACACCUGUGGUCCCAAAAGAAAAGUUCAAACCAUAUUUAUACGAACUCCACAACAACGAAAAAGCUCCCAUUCCUAUUAAACGACUUAUUGUUGCAUACAGUUGUGCCCCCAAUCUGAAGAAUCUCCUAUUUCCUUGUCAUGUUGAAGCAAAAUGCCCAACUGCUCGGCAAGUCUCAACUAUUCAAGCUGAACUUUUACAUUCUUUCACAAAUGCAGAGCCCACCUGA